AUGGCUUCUGAAGAAAACAGAAUCUCAUAUUUGACCAAUUCUGAUGUUCCAACCAAGUCGAUUAGGCCUUCUGCGAAUAAUGAUAAUAAUGGCCAAGAAGAUCAACAAGCUUCUACACAAGAAACCAAAAUUUUAAAGAACGAUGAUAAUUCAACUUGCAUGAUGAACAGAAAAAGAACGUUCGAUAGUGAUAGCAUUUUAGAGGAAACAACCUCUGAAUCCCAUGUUUCAUCACAUGAUUUUGAUGCAACGGUUUUAAAGAAAGUUAACACUCAGACUUAUUCAACCAUAAAUAAAAAUGUCUCACCACCUCAAUUGUCAUCAUUUUCUUUUAAACCAAGUAAUAGAAAGGAACGUAAACUUUAUAAAUUUAUGCAUAAAACAAACACUUCUGAUAAUUCAACAUUUCAACAUGAUUCAUUAACGGAUACAUCACAUUCAUCACAAAAAAAUUCUACUGUUAAAUCUAAACGAAUCCAUUCUGGCCCGUCUAAAGCAACCCGUGGAAGAAAAAAAAAAUCGACACAAGAAGCUUUUUUGUCAAAAAAUACAAAUUUACCAUCAAGCUCAGAUGACUUAUUUUCUGAUAUUCGAGUCUUUUUCAUUCCAAACAAUAUUGAUAAAGUUCGUUUGAGAUUGUUGAAACAAAAAGUAGAAGAAAGGGGUGGAAAAGUCGCCAACGAUAAAUUCGAUUCAUCUGUAACUCAUAUAAUCACUGCUUUGGAAGGACAAAGGGUUUUGGAAAUUUUAGAAAUUAGUGAUAUUCCUCAGGGUGUGUUUAUAGUCGAACCAAAUUGGAUAUCACACUGUCUAAUGAAUGGAAAACUCAUGGAUGUAAGGCCAUACAUUGUACAAACGUGUGAUAUACUAAACACUCAGUCAUUGAAACAAAAAGAUAAAAGAAUUCAUGAAGAUUUAACUGAUGACAAUAACGAAAAUAAAAGAAAUAAUCGUCCAGAAAAGAAACAGAGACAAGACUCCUUGUCACCAAAAAUGCGUUCACCUUCUCCAUCGUCCACUUUACCAGAAGCCAAUGAAUCAAAGACACAAAGUGACGAUCCCUUGUUGGAAAUAAUCGAGGAGACCAAAUGCCUUGCAGAAGCGGGAUUUACAUUGGAUGAUGAUAACGAUGAGUCUCGUGGUAUUCAAGACAAUAAAACGUUUGAUCCAGAAGAUGAAAUUUUUGUGUCAUCAAUGCAAUUCGAAGAAAAUAAUCCGAAUCAAUUGAUAAUUGAUAAACUCAAAGUGUUAUCGAAUCAUUAUCAACGAAUGAAAGAUGAAUGGCGGACUUUAAGUUAUCGAAAAGCGAUCACCGCGAUAAAAAACCAAAAAGAACCAAUUACCUCUUACAAAGAAGCCAUAAAAAUUCCUGGCAUAGGACAUCGUACCGCUGAAAAAAUUGCAGAAAUUAUCAAUACCGGAAAUUUAAAACGAUUACAACAUUUUUCGGAAGGCGACGAAAUAAUUAAGAAAUUCGGUGUAGGCGCGUCUACUGCUAUGAAAUGGUACGCAAAAGGUUACAGAACUUUCGACGAUAUUAUUAAAAAUGUUAAACUAACACACGCCCAACGUAUUGGAAUUGAAUACUUUGAUGAUCUCCAAGAAAGAAUUCCAAGAGAUGAAGUAACUGAAAUCUCAAAACGUGUAAAAGAAGCGGCUUGUAAGGUCGAUCCCGAUUUAUCAUGUACCACCGUUGGAUCUUACAUAAGAGGUCGACCUACCUGCGGAGAUAUUGACAUUUUAGUAACUAAAAAUGGUUUGGACGGGAAAAAAGAUUAUGGCGCCUUUUCAAAAUUGCUCGAUAUUUUACAUGAACAAGGCCUAUUAACGCACGAUCUCACACAACGCGAAGAAACUUCAUCAAAAUAUUUUGGUUUGUGUAGGUUGCCUGGUGGAAAACAUCGUCGGAUAGAUAUGUUCAUUGUGCCAUUUAAUGAACUAGGUGCUGCAUUGUUAUCUUUUACAGGUAACGAUAUAUUUAAUCGAAGUAUAAGGUUGCUUGCGAAGAAAAAGAAAAUGAAUCUAAACCAUCAUGGUUUAUAUAAGAAUGUUUCUCGAGGCCAUAAUACAAAGUUAAAUAAAGGAAUUUUGAUUGCUCAAAGGACUGAAAAAGAAAUAUUUGACGCUUUGGGAGUUCCAUGGCGGUAA
Messenger RNA from Cetraspora pellucida, 2148 nucleotides. NCBI's taxonomy places the organism in Eukaryota, Fungi, Glomeromycota, Glomeromycetes, Diversisporales, Gigasporaceae. The record is from the annotation of a GenBank genome assembly.